AAUAGCAGCCUGGAUUUCUCAGCUUGCAUUACAGUACAGCGGACACAUACAGUAUUAGUGACUGAAAACUGCAUUCAUCUUCUAAUCCAUCCAUGGCUCUUCAGCUCGUCGGUUAUAUUCUGUCUAUUACUGGAUUAUGUGGCCUCAUUAUAGGCACAUUUACGAAUGAAUGGGAAAUCCUUGGACAUGACAACGACAAGACUGUGGUUCUGGAGAGAUAUAAAGGAUUGUGGAUGGACUGCUCCGUGGACAGUUCGUCUCACUUGAGCUGCACAACUUACACUUCUCUUCUUCAUCAGACCUUUAAAAUCCGGAUGGGUCGAGCAAUCAUGAUCACCAGCAUCGUCUUUUCAAGCCUCGCCGCGCUGGUGGCCAUUUCUGGUCUCAGAUGUACAAGAUUUUUAGAAGAGAGCAAGAAGUCGAAGGAUGGAGCUGCCUUCUUAGGAGGAAUCCUUUCUGUGUGUGGUGGUCUUCUUUCUUUGGGCAUAACCAGCUGGUUUAUAUAUGGAAUUGUUGAUGAUUUCUUUCAGAAUGACACAGGGAAGGAGAGGUAUGUGGUUGGCAGAUCUCUGAUUGGUGCAUUUAUUGCAUCUGUGCUUUGUUUAUUUGGAGGAGUUCUCCUAUGCGCCUGCAGCGUGACGCAUCUACUAUCCAAAAAAAUGAUCAGCAAGCAUCCGGUCUCCAGGAAUCCUGAAAAGACUAUGUUUAAUGAUCCUGAGACCAUCUGAAUACCUACAGUCAAUCUGAAUGGCAGACACUGGUUAAAUGUUGUGUAUGUGCAUGCAUUGUGUUAAUGAAGAAAAAGACAAUAAUAAACCAUUUUAUAGUAAUUAAA
This is a messenger RNA of Carassius gibelio (silver crucian carp), 835 nucleotides long. Its product is annotated as claudin-1. Gene Ontology annotation, cellular component: bicellular tight junction; plasma membrane. NCBI's taxonomy places the organism in Eukaryota, Metazoa, Chordata, Actinopteri, Cypriniformes, Cyprinidae. Gene Ontology annotation, biological process: bicellular tight junction assembly; cell adhesion. Gene Ontology annotation, molecular function: structural molecule activity. Bases 93 to 728 code for a protein of 211 amino acids. The record is from RefSeq and is a predicted model, not a curated record. The transcript is spliced from 4 exons.